AUGCUGGACUUCCACCUUGGUUCUGUCCGAGCCCUUGAAAGGCAGCGUCAGUUCCGGUCAAACCCAAGUGCCGUCACUGCUGCUCAGUAUUUUGGACAAAACAUUGAAUUGCUAGUAGUUGAGGGUGUCAGCAAGGUGUAUCACGUGCCACUCGAAGCCACAUUGGCCGAGAGUGUGGCAUUGGCGAUAGAGAGUGUGGCGUCCGUCAAUGACUGCAGUGUCGUUUUGGGAACAUCCACCAAGUUUUCAUCCACGGUCAUUCCUAGAGCAGCUGCGUUGCUCGGUGUCAGUCCAAUCACCGACAUUCUUGAAAUUCUGGAUGACAACACCUUUGUUCGUUUCAAGCAUGCCGACAACGUCUUGGAAAAGGUACCUAUUGAGGAUCCUACCAAACGCAAAGUAUUGUCCAUUCGACCAACCUCGUUUGACAAAGCGCCCUUGACGGCCGUCGGCGAAGUCGCUGUUACCGACGUGAAACCAAUCAUACAACGGCACAUGCCAGCUCCUCAGAAUGCUCAGAAUGAGGAUGAUAGCACCGCAGACGAUGGCCUCGCUACGCUACGAAAUGAUGAUGACACAAACAACAAAAACUAUUACGAAGGCAAUCGGAAACCAAUCAAACGUACCGAUUCGAAGGAUGAUGACACGAUAAGCACUAGCAGUGGUCGGAGCAGUCAAGAGACAACGGACAGUAUUCCACCUUAUGAUGACAAAACACUUGGAGACUACAUCACCAAUGAGGACGAAUGGUUCAAGGAUGACAUUACUGACAAGCAGAAGAGGUUAUCUACCUCUCUACUGAUCGAGGGUUUGAAAGAAAAUGAAGAUUUUGUCAAAGCGACUCAAAAAUAUCUUAAGAUCGACUUGGCUAGAUUCUUGAAUGAUGCACCAUAUCAAUCAAAGCGGGUGGCAGGCAUUGACUACGACAUCAAAGACAGCCACAUGUUAUACAAAUAUACAAACGAGACUUGA
This is a messenger RNA of Cylindrotheca closterium, 972 nucleotides long. Lineage: Eukaryota; Bacillariophyta; Bacillariophyceae; Bacillariales; Bacillariaceae. The record is from the annotation of a GenBank genome assembly.